AAUGUCAAAUGUAAUACAACAGCCAAUAUAGACAAUAGAGAACAUAUAAUUUCGUUAGAUGAUACAACACCAAGUGAUCAAAUCAUUUCUGUUCAUGUUCGGUGAAAUUAAAUUGAAGUAAAAAUUGCAUAGCAAAUCCAAACUGAGAUAAUUUUCGAUUGAAAUUGAUUUGUGAUUGAAAAUGGAUGAUAAAAAUGAUGACAAGCCGGCAUGUAAAUAUGGCAUAAAAUGUUACCGCCAAAAUCAAGAGCACAAGAACCGAUUUAGCCAUCAGCCAAGGGACCAGUCGGAUGUUGAUGACGACAAUAGUAGAUCUUCGCCAGAGAUAAAGAAGCGGAAACCAUCACCAUCAUCGUCAUCAGAAAGUGAAAAUAAUAGCAACGAUCAUGACCAGAGCGAUGAAGAAGAUGACACAGUAAAUGAAACUGAAAACUCUGCAAAUGGAAAUUCGUCGAAAAACAAUGUCGCUGUCGUCAAUGUGACCAGAGAAAAGCAAAGUACAUCAUCAUCUGAAUCGGUUGGUGCAAGAUGUUCCGAAUUUAUUAACGAAAGUUUCGAUAAAGGUCCACAUGCUCAGCGUGCCGAACAUCAAAAGCUACUUGAUUCACCGGCCGAAUUUAUUAAUUCCAAAUUUCUCGUUAAAAUGCCCAGUGAUUUUUUCGAUUUUUGGAAAUUCUGUGAGUCACAAACUAAAGCCGAUUCAAAGCCAGAAAAUCUCUUUAAUAAAUUCGGAAUAAAUUUGGUCGGACCGUUUGAUGUCCUAGCUAAGAAAUUUAACAAUGUUGGCCCAUUUGAACCGGGAGAAUAUCUACGUCACUGGCGUUUCUAUUACGAUCCACCCGAAUUUCAAACAUUCCUGGUAAAAGAAAAGACAGGUAUUCAUUAUGGAUAUUGGCGAGAUGAACCAAACGGUGAUUGUUUAAUUGCUCGAAACGAUUCUGAAAAGAAUUGUGAAUUUACUUUUGUCGCUGAUAACAUGUUUGGCGCACUUUUAUAUUUUCUGGAGAAAGACACUCAAUUGAGCCCAUUCAAUCGUUCAGCCGCUGUGGCAAUGAAAAAAUCAAUCGAAGACUUUGCACAUCAAAAGAACAUAUCGUUAACAGGAUUUCCGGCCAAAUUGAAAGCGCGAAAUUUAAAAACGGUUUGUAAAACAUUUCAUAAGGCCGGUUUGGCUGUACCAUACAAUCGGAAAACUGACGUUGGAUACAGACAGCUUGGUGAAAGCGAUGCAAAUCUCAAGAAAAUUCUCAGUCAAUUCACGGAAGCUAAGGGUGAUAAAGAUCGCAUCAUAGCAGCCAUGGACAAACUUCAGCCAUUGAUCACUGCUGCAAAUAUUGCUUGCGAUGAGAGUGACUUCGGAAGUACGAUUGAGCUGGGAAUCGACUUAUUCUGCUUUGGUUUACCGCAACUGCAUUCAGAUGCUUUGCAGUUACUUGUUACCGGAUACAAAAUGGUCAAUAAACCACAAUUCAUCGCUAUUAUCAAAGCUCAUCUGGAAAAACGCAUUAAAGAUUGUUCAAAUCUAUCUAUUUUAAAGUCAGCACAGAGCUCCCUUAAUUCAAAAUAAUAAUCAUAACCAAAGUUCAAUUAAUUGUUAUUUUAUGUUUUUAUGUUUUUUGAAAGCAUGUUUCCCAAUACUUAUGAAUCACAAGAUACUUGAACCGAUUCAAAUAAAUACAGUUUUUUAAAAUUCAAAUUUUGAAAA
Messenger RNA from Contarinia nasturtii (swede midge), 1705 nucleotides. RefSeq names its product histone PARylation factor 1-like (gene Hpf1). The record is from RefSeq and is a predicted model, not a curated record. Bases 182 to 1567 code for a protein of 461 amino acids. Gene Ontology annotation, biological process: DNA damage response; regulation of protein ADP-ribosylation. Gene Ontology annotation, cellular component: nucleus. Lineage: Eukaryota; Metazoa; Arthropoda; Insecta; Diptera; Cecidomyiidae. Gene Ontology annotation, molecular function: histone binding; poly-ADP-D-ribose binding. The transcript is spliced from 5 exons.